Messenger RNA from Trypanosoma brucei brucei TREU927, 927 nucleotides. Its product is annotated as N-acetyltransferase, putative. Gene Ontology annotation, biological process: protein acetylation. Lineage: Eukaryota; Euglenozoa; Kinetoplastea; Trypanosomatida; Trypanosomatidae. Bases 1 to 927 code for a protein of 308 amino acids. Gene Ontology annotation, molecular function: N-acetyltransferase activity. The record is from RefSeq and is a predicted model, not a curated record. The transcript has a single exon.
AUGAACAAUAAAAAUGUGUUAGUUUCUGGCCAACGGUUGCGGCUGGUGCCUUACUUGCACCACCAUGUGCCCCGCUACCACUGCUGGAUGAGCGACCCCAAAAUGUUGGAACUCACAGCCAGUGAACCACUGACGCUGCAGGAGGAGUAUGAAAAUCAGCAGGAGUGGCUCUGCGCAGAGGACAAACUUACGUUCAUUAUUCUUGCCCCAGUCUCUGUACGACAGGGUGAGAUGGAGGUUCAUGAAGGGGUUUGUGGGAAGUGUAGUGCCACAGCAGAGGAAAAUGUGGAAGGCGGUAAGAAAAUACUUCACUCAUCCACCGGUGGUGCCAGUCAGCAUAGCAAAAUACCGGUGGACGCGGCGACAGCAUUAACGACACGAGAUGGUGAGGAGGGGCUGUAUGUUAUGAUUGGUGACUGCAAUCUUUUCCUUCUUAGCAGUGGUGAGGGUGAAAUGGAGGGCGAUGGGAGCACUGACAGCACAGUUGACACUGCUUUUCAUAUUUUAAGCAGUGAUAAAAUAAGCAGUGUGGAACCCACCACAACAAAUCCAACGGCGGCAGAUUGCGGGCGUUGUUUCGAAGUGGAGGCGAUGAUCGCGGAAGGGAACUUUCGGCGCCGCGGGUUCGGUGAGGAGGCUGUGAGACUUCUUAUGAGUUACGCACUUGACAAGCUUCGGGCCUCCCGUUUUGUUGCUAAGGUGCGUGCGAACAACUUCUCUAGCAUCCAACUCUUCACAUCGAAACUGGGGUUCACUUUACUGAAGGAAGUCCCUGUGUUCGGGGAGAUUCACUACAUAAAGUUUUUCAUUGACUCGGAUGGGGAGUCAUGGAAGGAGGAGGCUGGUUAUUUGAUUGGAACGUAUGACGAGUCAGUGGAGCGAAAGUUACGCAUCACAAACUUAGUUCCUGAAAACGAGCAGACGUAA